GCACUUUCUACCAACUGACUUGCUUUGUUGGGCCAGGCUGUCUGCUUACAGCAUCCCCAAGUAUAUGUCUAAACACGCUGAGACAAAAAGACCUUCUGGAACUGUGCUCCUCAGCCUUUGAAGUUAGCGGAAGCCACGUGUGCGCCUUCAGUCACUCAUUGGUAUUUUCAUCUGUGCCUGGUCAAGGCCUUCCUCUGCCUAGCUGUGCAUCCGCUUGGUAAUAAAAAGCACACCCCUGAAUGCCCUUAAGUGUACAACCAUUCUGCACAGUAUUUGGAUAAGGUGAACCAAGCAGUAAGGUACAUGUCCUGAAAUAAAGCGUAGCACUGCACAUGUACAAACAUGCAUGAGUAUUUGUGCAGUGUCUUCUCAAAGAACAGUAACAACCCUGUGUUGCGCAGCAUGCUCCUCAUGGGGAGUGCAACAUUUGUGCCAUCAACUUUCAAAAUUAUUGUUUUGUUACAGAGCCUGAGUACAUUGCAGGGUAUAAUAAUAGCAGAGCAAAAGGCAAUAAAACAAUGGUGAGGUGUAAUACACAGGCAAAACAAUGAAAGAUAAUUGCUUCAUUUGAAUGCAGCAUUUUAGGAUGUUCCGGUUUUGUAAUACUUGAUGGGAGAAUUUAAGCAGAAGUUUUUAAAGAAGGAAAAAGAGGCUGGCAUGGAGGAGAGGAUCUUUCAAGCAGCAGUGGUUUCCCUGAUGAAAAGGCAGAAGGCUGCAAGUGGGGUGAUUUAGCGGGCAAACAGGGUGGAGAGUGAAGGUAACAUUAGGGACUAAGCCUCUGGGGUAAUUUUGCGAAGCUUGACUGUGACCCAGAAGAUGGAGGGAAGUUAAUCUAGAUAAGCUUGAAAUGGAGGAUGGGGAGAAGGAAAAAUGCAAGGGAUGGUGGAAUUUGGUUUGUCUGACUUCCAGGCUGCUGUGAUUACAUAUUUCAAAAAGAUAAAGUCAGAUAAUUAUGACACCUGGGUGCUGCUGCAGAGUCGAUAGGAAUGCAUCUUAAUUCGCACACAGUCUAUAAAUCGCUUUUUCCUCAUGAAAAACGUGUUUGUUACUGCUGUUGCAACAGAAUACAUAAGCUAUCUGUAAAGGAAAAAAACCACAAUGCUUCUCAGGUGAGGGGGGAAGAAAAUCACCUGCUAUUGCAGUGCUCAGGAAUAGGUAGGGAGGGAUAAAGAAGCUUGCAGUGUAAUCCUGCAGGAUUACAGCUCGCUCUGUCUCUCUGGCCCCGUCUCCUAUCAGAUAUCCUAUAGACGGAGGAUGCAGUCACAUGAUUGUUACUGCUUCCUCCCCAUGACAUCAGUGCUUUGCAGCCAUACCACCAAAGAAAGGAUGCUUUCAAAAUCUUUGGGACUGGGCUAAAUGAUGUUGAAUUGCAGACCCUAAUAUGGUUAAUGCAGGAGAAAUGAAUGGUUCUGGCAACCUGAUGGAUUUUCUGGAUGAGCCUUUUCCUGAUGUUGGGACUUACGAAGAUUUCCACACUAUUGACUGGCUGCGAGAGAAAUCACGUGACACUGACCGCCAUAGGAAGAUUACAAGCAAAAGUAAGGAAUCCAUAUGGGAAUUCAUCAAGAGUUUGCUGGAUGCCUGGUCGGGAUGGGUGGUAAUGCUUCUCAUAGGACUACUGGCAGGCACGUUAGCCGGAGUGAUAGAUUUAGCUGUGGAUUGGAUGACAGACCUGAAGGAAGGUGUCUGCUUGUCUGCAUUCUGGUACAGCCAUGAGCAGUGCUGCUGGACGUCUAAUGAAACGACCUUUGAUGACAGAGACAAAUGUCCCCAGUGGCAGAAAUGGUCUGAACUUCUUGUAAACCAGUCAGAGGGUGCGAGUGCUUACAUUCUAAACUAUUUUCUGUACAUUCUAUGGGCUCUAUGUUUUGCUUUCCUGGCAGUCUCCCUGGUCAGGGUGUUUGCUCCCUAUGCCUGUGGCUCCGGAAUCCCAGAGAUAAAAACCAUCUUGAGUGGGUUCAUUAUUAGGGGCUACCUGGGAAAGUGGACACUUUUGAUUAAAACAGUCACCUUGGUUCUGGUGGUAUCUUCAGGCCUCAGCCUUGGGAAAGAAGGGCCCUUAGUCCAUGUGGCCUGUUGCUGCGGAAACUUCUUCAGCAGCCUUUUCUCAAAGUACAGCAAGAAUGAAGGAAAGAGAAGAGAGGUUCUUUCAGCUGCGGCAGCUGCAGGAGUUUCUGUUGCCUUUGGGGCUCCAAUUGGAGGUGUACUUUUUAGUCUGGAAGAGGUCAGCUAUUACUUUCCCCUGAAAACCCUCUGGAGGUCGUUUUUCGCUGCUCUUGUGGCUGCCUUCACGCUGAGGUCCAUCAAUCCUUUUGGAAAUAGCCGACUGGUCCUUUUCUACGUGGAGUACCAUACUCCCUGGUACAUGGCCGAGCUCUUCCCCUUCAUUCUUCUUGGUGUCUUUGGUGGCCUCUGGGGGACCCUCUUUAUCCGCUGCAACAUUGCCUGGUGUAGGAGGCGAAAAACCACCAGGCUCGGGAAAUACCCAGUCCUGGAAGUUAUUGUGAUAACAGCUAUCACUGCCAUCAUCGCCUACCCCAACCCGUACACCCGGAGGAGCACCAGUGAGCUGAUCUCGGAGCUCUUCAAUGACUGCGGUGCUCUGGAGUCCUCCCAGCUCUGCGACUACAUCAAUGACCCAAACAUGACCCGGCCAGUGGAUGACAUUCCUGACAGACCUGCUGGCCCUGGAGUCUACACUGCCAUGUGGCAGCUCGCCUUGGCUUUGGUGUUUAAAAUUGUCAUUACAAUAUUCACUUUUGGCAUGAAGAUUCCUUCAGGCCUUUUCAUUCCCAGUAUGGCUGUUGGAGCCAUGGCUGGCAGGAUGGUUGGAAUUGGAGUAGAGCAGCUGGCAUAUCACCAUCAUGACUGGAUCAUCUUCAGGAACUGGUGCAGACCUGGGGCAGACUGCGUCACACCAGGACUUUAUGCUAUGGUGGGAGCAGCAGCUUGCUUGGGUGGUGUUACGCGAAUGACAGUCUCUUUGGUGGUGAUUAUGUUUGAGCUAACUGGAGGCCUGGAGUAUAUUGUACCUCUUAUGGCUGCAGCUGUCACAAGCAAGUGGGUGGCAGACGCCUUUGGGAAAGAAGGGAUCUAUGAAGCUCACAUUCAUCUGAACGGUUACCCAUUUCUAGAUGUGAAGGAUGAAUUCACCCACCGAACUCUGGCAACAGACGUCAUGAGACCAAGGCGUGGUGAAGCUCCUCUUUCUGUUCUGACACAGGACAGCAUGACUGUGGAGGAUGUUGAGACAUUAAUCAAGGAAACUGACUACAAUGGCUUCCCCGUUGUGGUUUCAAAAGACUCCGAGCGACUUAUUGGAUUUGCACAGAGACGAGAGCUCAUUCUUGCAAUAAAGAAUGCAAGACAGCGUCAAGAUGGGGUGGUGAGCAACUCCAUUGUGUAUUUCACUGAAGAUCCUCCAGAACUGCCACCCAAUAGUCCCCAUCCUCUGAAGCUGCGGCGUAUUCUCAACCUGAGCCCUUUCACUGUCACUGACCACACACCGAUGGAGACUGUGGUAGAUAUCUUCCGGAAACUUGGACUUCGACAGUGUCUUGUCACUCGCAGUGGGAGGCUGCUGGGUAUCAUAACUAAAAAGGAUGUAUUACGACAUAUGGCUCAAAUGGCAAACCAGGACCCUGAAUCUAUCAUGUUUAACUAGACUGUUAAAGGAAUAAGAAAGUAAUCCCUAAGGAACCCCUUCUAGAUUAACACAGAGGUGUUCAAUGUUUCUUUUUUUUUCAGAAGAAAAUGUAAUGUGUAUGAGGAUUAAUGUAAUUUGUCUCUGACAGAGGGCGUGGAUGCAGGAUGGCACUUAUUUAAUGAGGAGGGCAGUUUAGAAGCUCUGAGCAGCUGCAGACAUCAAGCUGUGUUUUCUUAAUGAGUUUCUUAACAGCUCAGUUAAGCAUUGGUGGGUGUAAGUGAUGUGGUGCUGAGAGACAAAGAGCCAGGAGCACCAGAGGGAUGCAUCAACAUUCACAGGAACUCAGGAGACAGGUGUGAAGACUAGCAGACACUGUUUUUGUAUAAACUGUUAACAAAGAUUUGUGUUCCAAACUAGAGAGUGUGUAUAAGCAACGUCAGUUGUUUUUAUUACUGAAACCAUGGCUAUUUAUUUGCUAUUGAUUUAUACCAUUUUCAUAAGGAAAAAGAAAGUCAUAUUUUAAAGUCAAAGAUUUUGUCACCUUCACUUAUUUUUGUAAAAGUUAAGUAAAUUCAGGACUGAAAUUAAAGGAGCAAGAGCACACUUCAAUUCACUUUAAAAUAUAGUGGCUCCUGCUCCCAGCUUUAGUCCUUCGAAUUUUACAAUUUAUAUAUCUAUACAGUUCAAUAUUUCUGUCAAUCAGCUUUUCUUUAUUAAUGUUGAAAUGUGAUUUACUUCUAAGGAGCAUGAGGAAAAACUUCUUUACUGUGAGGGUGACAGAGCUUGCCCAGAAAGGCUGUGUGUGAAUAUCUUUGGAGAUAUUCAAAACCCACCUGGGUGUGAUCUUGGGCAAUGUGCUUGAGCAGGGGGAUUGGAAUAGGAUCUUUAGAGGUCCCUCCCAACCUCAACCAUUGUGCGUGUGUGGUUUCCUAUUUCUCUAUGCAAUUUUGCGUACAGAUACUGUAAUACUUAGUAUUAUGUGGUUUGCCGUGACAAUAGAAAAAAGCAUGAAAGCCCAUGAAGGAAUUUUAAAAGGCGUCAAAAGGGAGAAUGGUAUCCAGCUCCCAUCAGUGCUAGUGACAAGAGAUUGAAUACUUCACCUGUCACUCUUUGUGUAAAGAGAAAUUGUCAUUUUUCACAGAUUAAUGAAGUUCUGCAUUGAUUCCUGAUUCUCCACUUAGUUCCUUUCCUUCACUGGCUUUUCUUGAUGCUUGUCUGCACCUGCCAAGAGAUUGUUUAAGUUAAUUUAACAACCACAGACAUUUAUUCCGUGGCAUAUUUGUUCUUUAUGCUGCAUCUGCCAGUCACAGGACUGCAGAAUCCCUCCCCAUUGCACUGUGGAAGGGAUAAGGGAUCAAAUGGACUAAGGAUGCAGUCAACAAUAGAAAGGCUUUAAUUAUUUAUCUGUUUGUAUCAAGAAAACAUAAUUUAACACCCCCACAUAGGGAAUUCCAAGCCACUCAGGUAAAAAUGCUACAUUUUCUUACACCUUUGCUCUAGUCCUUUAUGAGAUACAUGGAGUCAACAUUUUCUGUGUUAAUAUACUAGCACUUUAGUCAUUACUGCUUUCAGUAAUAGGUGACCAAAUUCUACUCUCAGUAACACCUAAUCCCCACUGCCCAGAGUUUGGUUUAUAAGCUUACAGAUAAUGACUGGAUGAUAAAUUAAAUGCUCUGAAUCCCCAUCAGGAGGGCCUUCUGAGUGCCUGAGACUCUGAACCACUCAUUUAGGCAGCUAAAAUCUCUACCAUUUUCAUUCAAACUUACACAGGUAACAGUAGCUCAAGUCUAUUACACCCAAAAGCUUUUCAAAGAGAGAUGAGAAGAGUAUGCCUGAAGAACCAGACAAAAGCCAUACUAUUGAGCCAACCUGAAGGCACGAUCAUUGUGUCCCUGAACUGAGACAACUGGCCAGGUGCACUCUAAGUUAGAUGCCCAAAGUUACAAAUUCCUACUCUUAUCUACAGUGACCUUGCUUCCUUCUGGCAGGUGUUCUACUGCAUUCAGACAAAGUAUGGCCCAAACUGUUUAAGGAAAAGAAAGAGAUAAUUUUAAUCUGCUAUGUACAGCAUUUAACAGUAGUGUUUGCAAUAGACUGACAUAAAUACAUGCAGCCCUGACCAAAUCCCCUAAAUAUUGAAGUGAAUAUUUCUUUAACUGAACAUCUGCAGUAUGGUGUAUUAUUAAAGGCAUAUUGUUAAAACUACAUAAACCAUAGGACUGUGUAAUCCUUCUGAAAAUAGGAAAUGCAACGUAAUGUUGUUGUUUCUUUUGUUUUUCUAUGAAGCAGUCAUCAAUGAAACUCAUUAAAAAACAACCAAGUCAACCACAAAUCUCAUGAAAAUUGGAUUCCAUCAUCUGAAGAGGGAUACCAUUAUAAAAAUCAGUGGUUUCCCCAAACUAAACCCAAAUGGGGUUUUGUACAAAUGUCAGGUUCUGCUCCAAAUUACUAGAAUCUAAAUAGACUAACUUGAGGGCAAUUUUUUUUUUCUGAAAUUAAAACUGAAAGACUGUGUUUUACUUUUCACUUUUAUAGCUCCUAAUGUUAACACAUGCUUGAUGAACACUUUCUGCAUCUCCUUUUAUGUUUAUAUGGGAAGUAAGUAUGCAGACUCUCCCCUCUUCAACACUUCUAAUUACUUUUGCUCAUAAGGCAAGAGAAAUAAGUUAAGUUCAUUUAUUUGCUAUUUGAAUUCAAACUCUCUGCUUCACAUAUGCCAAGGAAAAAAAGGAGGUCUUAAAGAUUUCUCUGUUAGCUAGGCAAAUUUCAGCCCAUGCCCCAUUAGAAUUUAUUCCAUGGCAGAGCUAACUUUGAAGAGCAUUCACUAAUAGAUAUUUGCUAAGAAGAAUGAGGAUGGUACAUCAAUGCUGAAAAAAUUCUUGUUUCCUGAGUGAAAGAUUUUGAAUCGGAUAAGAUUAAACUGAUCACAAAUACAAACUCAUUUAGUAUAGACUUGGGUUAUCUGUUUAAACUCAGUUCAUGGCUAUGCACAGGCUAAUUCCCCAUGAUACCCAGAGGCCUGAUCCACUAAAAUGAACAGCCAGCUCUGUGAUGUUUUCUCAGCUCAUCUUACUGGGUUGUAUAUAAGGAGACUUAAGGGUUUAAGAACAAGAUCCAUAAAACCAGCACAAUGGUUUGUAAGAAACAACAACAGAAAGAACUGUGGCUUUGACUCUAGGACUACCACCCAAACAGAAGACAGGGAAAUGGGGGUUCAGAUCUUUUUUAACGAACAUAUUCCUCCUUAGAUGGAACGAUUUAAAUAUUUAAGAGGUCAAAGAAAAAGCUUUGGACAUGCAACUUGUGUACAUGGAUGGAUAGAUUGUUGUUCCUUGUUCCAACAUCUGUUUAAAAUACAUCAAAGUCAGAGCAGGGACUAAGAUCUAGUUGCCAGAAACAGCAUAGCAAUAGCUAAAUUCAGCUGAUUGGUAUUAUCAAAGAUGAGUUAAGGCUAGAAAGGCAAGAAGGCUUUGAAACAGGAGAGGCUUUGCUCAUCAGAAAACUUCCAGAGAUGGUAUUUGUCUGUACUUCCUCUUGAACUUCCUCCAUGAUACAGUUUUCAUUGCUUAUAUAGCUUGAGUGGCUGAAUGGGGACCAUUCUUAAUAGAAAUUAAUUACAUGGUUUUCUCAAAAAAAAAAAAAAAAAAAGUAGCAGUUCUAAUGUAAUAAUCUAA
Numida meleagris (helmeted guineafowl) is the source of this 7320-nucleotide messenger RNA. It is a transcript of the gene CLCN4, whose product is annotated as chloride voltage-gated channel 4. NCBI's taxonomy places the organism in Eukaryota, Metazoa, Chordata, Aves, Galliformes, Numididae. Gene Ontology annotation, cellular component: membrane; Golgi apparatus; early endosome. Gene Ontology annotation, molecular function: voltage-gated chloride channel activity. The transcript is spliced from 12 exons. Bases 1382 to 3664 code for a protein of 760 amino acids. Gene Ontology annotation, biological process: chloride transport; transmembrane transport. The record is from RefSeq and is a predicted model, not a curated record.